This is a messenger RNA of Myxocyprinus asiaticus (Chinese sucker), 3869 nucleotides long. RefSeq names its product B-cell lymphoma 3 protein homolog. The transcript has 10 exons. The record is from RefSeq and is a predicted model, not a curated record. Gene Ontology annotation, molecular function: protein binding. NCBI's taxonomy places the organism in Eukaryota, Metazoa, Chordata, Actinopteri, Cypriniformes, Catostomidae. The coding region runs from base 1647 to 3083 and encodes 478 amino acids.
UGGGUAUUGUGAGUUAGUGUGUUGAGAAGCAUAAUUUCUCUGAGUGCUAAACUGACCAACUGUGUGGCAUGUUUGCAACCGAAUCUUUCCACUCUGUCAAUCACUUAUAAUCUACUUUUCUCACUCUCUCUGAAGGCCACUUCUGUCACAUGUCACACACCCCUCCUUUUUUCUACCUUUUAUCUGUGCUGUUAGCAGAAAGCACACUGCUUCUGUAGGCCUGAAGUUUCCUUUAACUGCAUUCGUAAAUUUUCUACCACACAUGUGCACUGUCCUGUCCACUAACUAUGUUGAUAUGGUUUCAUUUCUGCCUUGUAGUCACAAAUCAGGUGAAAUGAGCUGAGUUUACCCACAUGUACUGUAUUAGGUUUGUGUGGUGAUUUGGUUUUCUCUAGUAGUGGGUGAAUUAAAUGAAUUAGCCACAGGAUAAACAGUAUACCCUGAUUUACUUUGUUACAAACAGUGAGAUAUUCUAUUUUAAAAAUGAGAACUUUGAGGAAUUGGGUGUGAACUACUGUAUAGAUACUCUUUAUGAACUUUAUUAAACAUAUAGAAACGAGGGCAACAUGUGUGUGUAUUUAAAGUAUGCAUGCAGACAUACUGCAACUGCUUAAUGACCAUUACGCAUGUUUUUUUCCUCAGAUCUUCCCUCAAAGUUUCGUAACACUUAAUGUCCAGUUGUGAGGUGCAUGCGUUGAGAAACUUUGAAUAAACUUCUGAUCAGCUGGAAAGCAAAUCACAGAUCAUUGGUUUAUUAUUAAAAUACAUUUAUUAGGUUGGGACACCACUCAACUUAGUACCUUUGAGGAUACAUUUGGGAAGAACUACUUAGUUGUUAAAAAGCAGGGGUGUAAAAAGAACUCAGAAAUUAUACUUAAGUGAAAGUAUGGAUACUGAGUGAAAAUUUUACUCAAUUAAAAGUCCAAGUAUCUAGCCAAAAAUAUACUUGAGUGAAAGUGUUUACUUUAAAUUGUACUUAAGUACUAAAAAAGUACAUAUCUGAUGGAUAGUUUAGCACUUUUAAGAACAAUACUUUUAGCUACAUUUUUAAGGAAACCAACUGUUUUGCAUAUGUCUAUAAAAUAAUAAUAAUACAAAUUUCAAUCUUAACUUUUCUUGAUUCAGGCUUAGUUUAAAGAAUCGUGAAAUGAACCGAACCGUGAGAUCAGUAUCGUGAACCAAAUCGUGAGAUGAGUGAACCAUACACCCCUAUUUUAUAUACAUAUUUGCAAUGUGAAUGAUCAUUUUUUGCACAAAACUGUGCAAUCCGUAGAAGUAGCAGGCGUAGAAUAAAGUUUAUGACAAAAACCGUCAGUGUUUCACACUUCCUGCUCAUAGUUUUGAAUGAAUACAUCACAUUCAGUCGGGUGGUCACAUACAGUCUAGUCGCACAAAUAUUUCAGUGUAUCCAACACUCAAAUCAGUUCUGAAAUUCCACCUCUGCAUAUGGUCAGAACUCCACACAGCUGCCGUGCGACACUCCAUUUGAAAUGACUGACCUCUGGUCUGUCGUUUGUCAGAUGCAGUGAAAAGGCAGCUUCAGUCCAGUAAGAUGAAAGAAAAUUAUCUGCAAAAAUGUAGUCACCAAGUAAUCCAGGACUGAAAAGAGCUGCUUUUGGUGUCCACUGCUAUGCUGGCAACAUAAAAUGAAGAUGCUGGCUUCCAUUGCUAAAGUCAUAGGCUAUCCAUAUUUCCAGUGGUCUCAGCAGUACACCAGUCCACAUAAACCCAAUGCCAUGCCAGUUCCCACUCUCUCGCCUCCUCCUCUUCCACCAGAGAGCACAGAUCGGCUGCUGGAAGAUAUCGUUGCAGCAACAUGCCAAGAUGAAGACGGUGACACGCCUCUUCACAUUGCUGUGGUUAAGGAGAACGGAGCAUUGGUUGUCUGGCUUAUUGAAAUAUAUCGGCAGGCCCACAGAGACCUAGACAUUUUCAAUAACCUACGACAGACACCAUUGCACUUGGCUGUAAUCACUCAUCAGCCUGGUCUGGUGGAAGCUCUGUUGAAUGCAGGAGCUGAUCCUGGAGCUCUUGACCGUAAUGGGCAGACAGCGCUGCACCUGUGCUGUGAGCACGGAGAGGUCGACUGUCUUUCUGUAAUCCUCAGACACUACUCCCACAACUCCUCACACCACCUGGAGAUCAGGAACUAUGAAGGUCUGACUCCCCUCCACCUAGCUGUGCAGAAUGGAGAUACAAAGUUGGCCAAAAUCUUAUUGGACAGCGGGGCUGAGUUCAACGCUGGGGAUAACAAGAGUGGCCGCAGUCCACUGAUACAUGCUGUAGAAAACAACUCUAAUGACAUGGUCAACUUACUGAUCGAGAGUGGGUGUGAUGUGAAUGCACAGUCAUACAGUGGGAACACAGCCUUGCACAGUGCCUGUGGCAGAGGUCAGAUAGAGAUCAUCAGGAUCCUGCUGAAGAAUGGAGCUGAUAGUAGUGUAAAAAACAACCAUAAUGAUACCGCCAUCAUGGUGGCAAAAAACAAAAAGGUGUCUGACGUGCUGCGUGGGAAGGGCACUCGUAGCUACACUGUGAAAACGCUGUCUAACAGUAAUGGCUCUCCUGGCAGCUCAAAUCAUUCUCCACGGGUAACUCCUACUCUUCAGCGCAGCUCUUCACGUUCUCCUGUGGCUCCUGUUUCACACUCACCCCAAAGUCAUUCAGCAGAGAGCAUUUCAGAGCGCCAAUCACCGAUGAGCAGCAAUGAAAAAACACUUGUGCAAACAUUACCAAGGACAUGCCAUAAUAUUGCAGCAGACAACAGGGAAAGCUACGGAAUGACACUCCAUACUUCCCCCUAUCGUCCACCGUCAGCCUACGACCAAAUUAAGCCUUCCUUUUCUCACAUCCAGAGAAGGAUGCUAUUCCCAGGUUCUCCUCUUUACUAUGGCCCUGGUAUUCAAAGACCUCCCUAUUACUCAGAUGCUCAGAUCAUCUUCUUCCCUGGGAUCCCUGUGCCGCUUACGUAUGGCUCUCCCUCAGAGGGUACUGUUAACCAAUCAAGGCCAUCCAGUCGCAGCAGUGACCAAUCAGACAUGUCUUCUAUGAGUGUAAACAGUGAAGAAAGAGGAGUAAGUUGAUAAUGGCCAGAUGUGUAAGCAGCUGUGACAUGGCCAAUUUAAGUGGUGUUGUUUGUAGAUGAAAAAGAUACUUAUAGAUUAAUAGCAUGUAUGUGUAUCUAAGCAUUUUUCAAAUCUAUGUUAAUUUCUAAGUUUUGUCAAAUCAGUGAUAUAAUUGUUUUAGUAUGUUUGUUAUACCAAGUGCCUUGCUAUAUAAUUGAAUUAAAAAAGGUAUACAAUAUUUUUCAUAUAAUCUUAUUCAUUACUAUUUCAUUAUAUUACUGUUUGUUCUGAAUUGAUUUGAAUUUGAAAAGCACACUGCAUUUCAAACAGUGAGGUCCUCAAAUGUGUUAUUAGUGCACGCAUCAUAGCCAAUAUAAAUUAAGUACAGUGGAAAUAGAGAUUAGUGAGAGAGAGAGAGAAAAAGAACACUGCUGUGCUAUUGUCAACCAAAAAGCAUUUUGACAUGCUUUUGACACUUUUGUUUUUUAAUGUGCAUGUUGAAAAUAUUGUAUAUGCACAAAAUCCCAACAUUGUGACAGCUACUUAUAUUUUAAUGGACAAAAACUUUAAAUGGCAGCUAUCUGAUGAAGUUCUGGGAAUGGUGGAUUCAAACCAUUGCAUAAAUCUACUUUUAAGUGAUUAAAAUUAUAACCACUGAGGCUUCAAUAUGAAUUUCCAAAAUGGUACUUGUUUGUGAUGUUGCUCAAAGUUUUACGAAUGAUUGUAUGAAUUUUGAGUUUACAUAUAAAUAUGUGAAUAUAAAUGCAGCAGUAUAUAAUAGCUUAAUUUCCUAUUAAUAAAACG